AUGGCUGAGUCCAAAAUUUCAGUAACUCAGGAUGAGUUCAGCUGUUCAGUCUGUCUGGAAACACUGAAGGAUCCAGUAACUACAUCAUGUGGACACAGUUUCUGUAUGGUGUGUAUUAAUAACUGCUGGGAUCAGGAGGAUGAUAAGGGAACAUACAGCUGUCCACAGUGUAGACAAACCUUCACUCCAAGACCUGAAGUGAAUAGAAACACCAUGCUGGCUGGAGUUGUGGAGAAACUGAAGAAAACAGAACUUCAAGCUCCACAUCCUGGUCACUGUUCUGCUGGACCUGAAGAUGUGGAGUGUGAUUUCUGUACAGAGAGAAAAUCCAAAGCUGUUAAAUCCUGUCUUGUGUGUUUGGCCUCUUUCUGUGAAACUCACCUUCAGCCUCAUUAUCAAAUUCCUGUUUAUAAGACUCACAAACUGGUUAAAGCCUCCAGACGACUCCAGGAUCAGAUCUGCUCUCAGCAUAAUAAACUGCUGGAGGUUUACUGUCAUACUGAUCAGCAGUGUAUCUGCAUGUUGUGUAUGCUAGACAAUCAUAAAGGACAUGAUACAAUAUCGGCUGCAGCAGAAAGAACUGAGAAACAGAAGCAGCUGCUGGAGAUCCAGAGAAAAUUCCAGGAGAAAAUCCAGAACAGAGAGAAGGAACUUUGUGAGCUGAUAAACGCUGUGGAGUCUCACAGGUGUUCUGCACAGACAGCAGUGAAGAACAUUGAGAGGAUCUGUACUGAACUAAUCAACUCAAUUAACAGAAGAUGCUCUGAGCUAAAAGAUCUGAUCAGAGAUCGAGAGACAGCAGAAGUAAGUCAAGCUGAAAAAGUCCUGAAAGUCCAGUUGGAGGAGCAGAUUGUAGAGCUGAAGAGGAAAGAUGCUGAACUGGAACAGCUUUCACACACAGAGGAUCCCGUCCAUUUCCUCCAGAAUUUUCAGUCUCUCUCGGCUCCUGCUGGAUCAAAAUCAGCCGCCAUCACAAUCAGUCCUUUCCUCUCAUUUGAUAAUGUUACAAAGUCUGUAUCUCAGCUGAGAGAGAAAGUAGAAGAAUUCUGGAAAGAUCAGUGUGAGAAGAUACCAGAUGAAGUGAAGAAAGUCCGGAUUACUUCACCUCCUGAACCUGAAAUCAGAGAAGAUUUUCUACAAUAUGUUUGUCGGUUCACACUGGAUCCAAACACAGUAAAUAAAUACCUCUGUCUGUCUGAGGAGAACGAAGUGGUGACCUGCAGUAGAACAGAACAGUUGUAUCCUGAUCAUCCAGAUAGAUUUGAUAUUUGGUCUCAGGUUGUGUGUAGAGAGAGUGUGAGUGGACGCUGUUACUGGGAGGUUGAGUGGAGUGGGAAUAAUGGGGUUUAUAUAGCAGUGUCAUAUAAAAGCAUCAGCAGGAAGGGAGAUGGUGUUGAGUGUGUGUUUGGAUAUAACGAUCAGUCCUGGAGAUUAGAGUGUUAUCCAUCCAAAUUUUUAUUGAGGCACAAUAAGAAAGAGACUAAAAUUCCCAUAAUGCCGAGUUCCUCUAGAAUAGGAGUGUAUGUGGAUUAUGAAGCAGGAACUCUGUCCUUCUACAGCGUCUCUGAUACAAUGAAGCUCCUCCACAGAGUUCAGACCAUGUUCACUCAGCUCCUCUACCCGGGGUUUUAUCUUUAUUAUGGAUCAGAAGUGAAACUGUCAGAUUUAACAAAUUAAAUGUAAAAUUUACAUGAAAGUGUAACAUUAAACUGUUUGAGUGAUUGUAGAAUCUGUGAGGCAGUGAUACAUUUAUGAAGAUUUUCUUUUUCAAUUUAUUAACCAGCAUUUAUUCAGUGCUGUGAAAAAGUAUUUACCCCCUUUCCUGAUUUCUUCUUUUAUUGAAUAUCAUCUAAAUGGAUUCAGAUAUUAAAACUAAAUUAAAUAAAAGACAAAUUGAAUAUUUAAAAACAUAAAAGAAAAAAUGUGUGUACAUUACAAAAUGGUAAAUGUGAUCAUUUUCACCUUAAACUUCUUUCUUCUCAAGUCUAUUAUAAGAAAAAUCUUAUGAUAAAAAUGAUCAUUUUCCUUUUGAACCACAGGUUGGUCAUUUCAGCAGUAGCGAGCGCUUAUGAGCAGUAAUAACUGAAAGACGUUUGGUGUUUCUAGGCUGUUUAGUACAUUAAGCCACAUGAGGUGUUUUAGAGUCUCCUGGAGAAGCUGAUUCUCACCUGAUUUCUCCUGAGCUGUAAAACACAAGUUUAAAAGUGAAACCAGCACAUGGUGAGGAAUAAUACAGCAGAACUUCGAUAUGUGUGGAUGGUUUCAGAGGGGAUUUGAUUAAUUCACUGAAAUAGUUAUUUGUAUUGUGGUACGUUCGUUCAGCCUUCAUCAGUUUAUCUCUGCUCAUUCAGCCUACAGCAGUUUAGACCCGUCCACUUAUCCAGCAGUUUGCCUCCACGAUGAGCCUGUAUAGAGAGAGAGAUUUGAUGUUUAAAAUUACAUUUUAUUACAAUGUGCAAAUAUACAAAUUACUUUUGUACAGGAAACAAAUAUAACAGUAACAUUAAAAAGUAAAGUACAAAUUAUUCUAGAUUAAAGUACAUAAUGCUUUUCUACAACACCAUGUUUUUACAUUAUUUAAUGUCAUGCAUCAGUUUAUAAAAAAUGUAUCAAUAUUUUACACUUAACCAGAGCAUAAAAUAAAGCUACUGCAUCAU
Molecule: messenger RNA, 2657 nt
Organism: Trichomycterus rosablanca
Lineage: Eukaryota; Metazoa; Chordata; Actinopteri; Siluriformes; Trichomycteridae
Product: tripartite motif-containing protein 16-like
Exons: 6
Coding region: 1-1677 (558 amino acids)
Molecular function (GO): protein binding; zinc ion binding
Source: RefSeq, a predicted model, not a curated record